ACUCGAUGUGUAUACCUACUGCUUCACGUGUUUUAAAGUCUAUUUUGCGGGUUAGAUAUUGUUUGUAUAUAGUUCAAAAGUGAAAGCGAGACGAUGAAGAUGGUAGCUUUGGUCAGUGGAGGCAAGGACAGUUGCUUCAACAUGAUGCAGUGUGUUGCUGAAGGUCAUGACCUGGUUGCUCUGGCUAAUCUCUAUCCACAAGAUGUCGAUGAGUUGGACAGUUACAUGUUCCAGACUGUUGGUCACCAUGCAAUUGACCUCUAUUCUCAGGCCAUGGGUUUACCCCUCUACCGAACUGCUAUUAAGGGAGGGUCUAAAGAACAGGGCAGUGACUACCAACCCACAGAAGGGGAUGAGGUGGAGGACCUUUUCUUGCUCCUGAAGAAAAUCAAGGAUGAGAUGCAUGUAGAGGGAGUCUCAGUUGGAGCCAUUCUGUCAAAUUACCAGCGAGUUAGAGUGGAAAAUGUUUGCCAGCGGCUUGGCCUCAUACCACUUGCAUAUCUUUGGAGACGAGAUCAAUCUGAACUCCUUCAAGAGAUGAUACAGGCAAACGUCCAUGCCAUUAUCAUUAAAGUAGCUGCAUUAGGUCUUGGAGCUAAGCAUCUUGGGAAGACAAUAUCAGAAAUACAACCAUACAUGGAAAUCAUGAAAACAAAAUAUCACCUGAAUGUAUGUGGUGAAGGUGGAGAGUAUGAAACUUUUACACUGGAUUGCCCUCUCUUUACCAAGAAAAUAGUCAUCGAUUCUUUUGAUGUAGUAAAGCAUGAUGAUGACGAAGUGUCUCCAGUCUUCUAUAUUCACUUUGGGAAAAUGCAUCUUGCAGAUAAAGAUAUAGGAUUGGAAGAAAAGAGUUUUUCAGAGAGGAUAAAGGAUCUAAAGAUGAAGAGGGGUAGGAAUCUACAUAGAGAAUUGAUGAUCAAAGACCUUACACCAUCUCCAUUAAAUAGCACCAAGACUGAUCAUCUAGAUAUCAUCUGUCCUACAGUUGAUAAACUGAAGAGUCGUUUGUCACCCUCUUGCCAGUGCAGUAAUCAAGGAUUUGUGUGGGUGUGUGGAGUAAGAGCAACUUGUAAAGCAGAAUAUAGUACUUCAUCUAUUCUACUUAGCACUCAGGUUGCUAUGGAAACACUUAAUGAACAACUUAACAGCAAAGGGUAUUCACUAAAAGAUGCUGUGCUAAUACACCUGUAUGUGAGAAAUAUGUCAGAUUUUGCAUCCAUCAAUUCUGUCUAUUGUCAGUACUUCAAACUCAAUCCAUCAGCAAGGGUAUGUGUUCAGGCUGACUUACCAGAAGGUAUAGCAUUACAGCUAGACUGUUUAGCCCAUCACACCCCCACCUCUGCCCAAGGGUCAGGCGAGGGAGGGGUUGACAUAGAGAGGGACCCCGCCCAUUAUAGGACCACCAUGCAUGUUCAGGGUUACUCACAUUGGGCACCUGCCAAUGUAGGACCUUACAGUCAGGCUGUACAGAUAGGUAGCCUUGUAUUCUGCGCUGGAAUGAUACCUCUCUGCCCUAGCAACAUGACCCUUAUAGAGGGGGGCAUUAAUGCUGAGUCCACAAUCUCCCUGCGUAGCUUGACCAGAGUUUUAGCUGCUAUGCAUCCUGGGAUGGGAUUGAAUCAUGUUGUCAUGGCAACCUGCUAUGUCAACAAGUCAGGGUUAGAGAUGACAGCAAGGAGACACUGGGACCAGGCACUCAAUGAAGAGAAGCACAAGUUAGAAGAGGGUGAUGCCGAUACAUAUCCCAGCACUCCUUGCCUGAUGAAUUAUGUGAUCGUUCCUCGCUUACCCAAGGGAGUAUGUGUGGAGUGGCAUGUAGUUGCAGAUACCAACAAACAUUCAUGGCAGUAUGAAAAGAGUAAUACUGUUGAUAGUGGUAUUUCUGUGGGAAUAGAGACAACAUGGUGUAAUCAGUCUGGAGCAAUGGCCGUCAUGGCAACAGUAGAUCCCCAAGGUUCUAGAAAAGAGCUACAUCUCCAGACCAUAGUUCAGAGACUCUGUUCAUCCAUCGCUGGUGUUUUAAAAGAUCACAGCAAGGAAUUUAAUGAUGUCCUUUCUUUCAAAGUAUUUCAUAACCAGUCAUUGAUUCCACAGAUACAACUCAAUACUGUACUUCAGAGUGAACUACAGGUCAUCUGCGAGAGCACAUUGCAUUUUACAAGUAUACCAGUGGCAUCUUUACCCUAUCCAAAUCUUCUUUGUGCCUGUAUAUGGGUACAAGGUGUACCAAGAGUGGAUGAUUAUGACUAAUUUGAUUAUCAAUGAAUUUUAAGUGGAGUUUGUUCUCAUUUAUUUUAAUUAUCAAUUGUAACAUACAUUAUGUACCAGCAACAUCUCUAUUGUGAUCUAGUAUUUAUAUACUUUUAGAAUGAUACAGGGCAUUGUUCUAACAAUGGACAUUGAUAAUAAAGUAGUGACCUCUCUAUCCCUCAUUUUCAGUUCAAAUACAUGUUCUAACAAUGGACAGUGAUUAAUUAUUUUGAUUCUUAGUAGUUAGACCAAGAAUAUUAGCAACCUCUCUACUCUUGCAUUUCAUUCUAUGUACAUGGUUACACGGCAUCCCAACAAAUAAUGAUCAUUUUAUAUUCAUUGUUAUUAUUUGAUAAUUUAUUAUUUUAAGUCACAAUCAUCUAUGCUAGUGACAUCUUUAUCUCUAUCAUUCUUUUCGCUCAUACACUAGUACAAACAAUGGACAAUUUUUUUUUCUUCUUGAUUAAGUAUACCAGUGAUCUUUUGCCAUUAUGAAUCAAUUUCAAAUAUAUAUUCUUCCUAUUUCGUUCCUGACUGCAUUUGAAUCUACCUCUACUAAAAUAAAAAGAAAUAUUAACAAAAUAAAUUACUGUAAUGUGAGCUAAUGGAUCCUGUACUCACACAUUAUCAGUUUCAGGAUUCUUGCACCUUCCCAUUAGAUAAUGCUGUGCAUUGUCACUACUUGUAUCCAACAAACAUGAACAUAUAACAAAGUUUUGAAAUAGUUAUGGGCUGUGACUUAUUAUGUCAAGAUAGUACAUUUACAUUUUGAAGAAGAAACAAUCUACGUGUAUGCCAAAUUUUAAUUAUUCCUUUUUAUAAUUCUUUAUUUUUAAUGCCUUUACUUUGUAUAUUAUGAAUGAGGUAUCAUAAUUCAAUAUCAAAUAUUGAUGUUGAUUUAUACUCGCAUUAAAUAUGAUUAUAUAAAAGUA
Messenger RNA from Lytechinus variegatus (green sea urchin), 3182 nucleotides. RefSeq names its product diphthine--ammonia ligase-like. The record is from RefSeq and is a predicted model, not a curated record. The coding region runs from base 94 to 2250 and encodes 718 amino acids. Gene Ontology annotation, biological process: protein histidyl modification to diphthamide. Gene Ontology annotation, molecular function: diphthine-ammonia ligase activity. Lineage: Eukaryota; Metazoa; Echinodermata; Echinoidea; Temnopleuroida; Toxopneustidae. The transcript is spliced from 17 exons.